GUCUACCAGCCCAUGACACCCGUGGAGCAGCUCCCCAGCACCGAGAUACCCGCUCGGCCCCGCGAAUCCACCAACACCAUCCAGAUCUCGGUGUCGCUCACCGAGCACUUCCUGAAGUUCGCGCCCGCCUUCCAGCCCCCCCUGCCCCCCGACUCCCCCCAGCUCUGCACCAUCGCCGACCUCUUCAUUGACAACUACCGGGUGAAGUGCAUCAACGGGAAGAUGUGCUACGUGCAGAGGCAGCCGCCCCCCGCGCCCCACAGGGGGAAGCCCGAGGAAGCCCCCGUCGGCAGCAGCAACACCCCCAAACCCGAGCACUGCUCCUCCCCGGCCAGCUCAGAGGACUCUGGGAUCAACGCCGUGGGUGUUCACUACGUGGAGUCCUGUGACGAGGACACAGAGGGGGUGGCCGAGCUGAGCUCAGAAGAAGAUUACAGCCCAGACAGCAGCUGGGAACCAGAUGAGUGCCCCCUCUUGUCACCCUCGCAGUGCGAAAUGGAAGUGAUCGAGACUAUAGAGACCACUGUGUGA
This is a messenger RNA of Chaetura pelagica (chimney swift), 531 nucleotides long. RefSeq names its product chromosome unknown open reading frame, human C3orf70 (gene CUNH3orf70). NCBI's taxonomy places the organism in Eukaryota, Metazoa, Chordata, Aves, Apodiformes, Apodidae. The record is from RefSeq and is a predicted model, not a curated record. Bases 13 to 531 code for a protein of 172 amino acids. The transcript has a single exon.